Molecule: messenger RNA, 1209 nt
Organism: Lachancea meyersii CBS 8951
Lineage: Eukaryota; Fungi; Ascomycota; Saccharomycetes; Saccharomycetales; Saccharomycetaceae
Source: the annotation of a GenBank genome assembly
AUGCUAAGGUUCCAAAAACUCAGUUUCAAGCGUGGGGAGCUGUUUUUAAGCAACGUUUUACAGUGUGGACAAGCUUUCAGAUGGAUUUUUCAUGAAAAACUGGGCCAGUACUCAUCAACACUCAAAAUUGACGGUGAGUUCAAGAUCUUGGUCCUCAAACAAGAUCAAGACGACCAUAUAGAGUAUGCAACGGUCGGGAAUGUAGAGGAGCGUGCUUUGCGGGAGUUUUUGCAUCGCUACUUUCGCUUGGAAGUGGAUAUGAGCACGCUGUAUCGAGAGCAGUGGUUGCCACGGGACUCGAGGUUUGAGCAGAAAAGGCCCAACGGCGUGCGUAUUUUAGGUCAGGACGCUUGGGAAACACUGGUUUCGUACAUAUGCUCGAGCAACAAUAAUAUCUCGCGUAUCACAAAAAUGUGCCACGCGCUCUGCACGGAAUUCGGCAACUCCGUAGGUCAUUACGACGGGGUCGACUAUUUCUCGUUUCCGACCAGCCACGAGAUCGUGGCUAGGGCGUCGGAAGAUGCAUUGCGGACGCUGGGAUUUGGCUAUCGUGCUAAAUACAUCGUGGCGACCGCUCAUAAAAUGGAAAAAGACAGGCUCAAUAUGUCGGAUUCUGAGUAUCUGGAAUCGUGGAAAGAUCACUUGCAAUACGAACAGGUGCGUGAAAAAAUCAUGAGUUUCAACGGAGUCGGCCCCAAAGUGGCAGAUUGCGUGUGUCUGUCUGGCCUGAGGAUGGACGACGUGGUUCCCGUGGACGUUCACAUUGCGCGAAUCGCACAGAGGGACUACAAGUUUAGUGCCAGAAAGCAAGACAUCGAGGAGCUUCAAAGGGAGUAUAAGAGCUUGCCCAUAACGCACAAAAAAGUGAAUUAUGAGCUGGAUCUAAUACGCUCGAUGUUCAAACAAAGGUGGGGAGAUUUUGCCGGCUGGGCUCAAGGAAUUGUUUUCGCUCAAGAAGUAGGCAAGACCACGGGCGCAAACAGCGAUGGCACCACGUAUAAACGGAAACUAGAGCUCGACCUGGUAGUCAAGCUCGAAAAAGAUGAUGUUCCUUUCAAGAGGCACUACUCAGAGGUAGAAACGGUUGCGGUCAGCGACGGCAUCAAGGUGGAAGUGACCCACGAAGAUGUUCUGACGGAAGAAACAGAAUAUUCGGUCACAGGUAGACCGAAAAGGAAGGCCACUAAAAAUGUUGGAUAUGAGUUUUAG